ACAAACCUUCAAAAAGGAAUAAAAAAAAUCCGAUUUUUAUCAUAAAAAUUUCAUCUUUUAGGCGACGGCGAGAGAAUCUGAGAUUGGAUUCGAUUUCUGGGGGCAGUGAUUUGGAUUACUCUCACUCGGAGCUUCGGAAUACUUUUAGUUGGAACUCGUUUAUAGAUUCAAUUUGGUUUCUUUUUCCAGAUCUGAGUGGUUAUCUCCGAUUUUGGAUUUGAAAUUCACAGAUGUCGAAACCUUGGGGUGGAAUCGGUGCGUGGGCCGAUGAGGCUGAGCGUGCCGAUGAAGAGCAAGCUGCUGAAGCUACAGCUACAGCUACGGCGGCGGAUUCACAGAGCUUCCCGAGUCUGAAAGAGGCUGCAACUGCUAAGUCUUCUAAGAAGAAGAAGAAGAUGACUCUAUCGGAGUUCACAAACGGACCAUCAUACACUGCACCGAGCUCUGCUGGAUUGACGAGGGAACAGAUGCUUCAGCUUCCCACUGGUCCAAGACAACGCUCUGAGGAUGAAAUGCAACCUGGUCGUCUCGGUGGUGGAUUCUCUAGUUACGGUGGAGGUAGGUCUAGUGGACCUCCGGGAAGAAUGUCACGAGAUCGAGAUGAUUCUGAUGGGUCUUGGGGCGGUGGUAGGAGAUCUUAUGGCGGAUUUGACGAUGAUCAGAGGGGAUCUAAUUCUAGGGUUUCUGAUUUCCCACAAGUUUCUAGGGCUGAUGAGGAUGAUGAUUGGGGUAAAGGAAAGAAAUCGCUUCCUUCCUUUGAUCAAGGACGUCAAGGUGGUCGUUAUGGUGGUCUCGGAGGCGCAGGCGGUGGCGCUGGCAGUUAUGGUGGCGGUGGCGGUGGCGGUGGCAGCUAUGGUGGCGGAGGUGGUAGCGGUGGCAGUUAUGGUGGUGGAGGUCAGGAGGAGCGUCGUCGUCUUGUUUUGGAGCCACGUAAAGUUGAAUCAGGAGUGACUGAAACUGAAGGUGAAACUGAAACAGCUGUGAAGACUAGUAAGCCGAGUCCAUUUGGCGCAGCCAGACCAAGAGAGCAAGUUUUGGCGGAGAAAGGAUUGGACUGGAAGAAAAUUGACUCAGAGAUUGAGGCUAAGAAGGGACAAACGAGCAGACCAUCUAGCGCACAAUCUAGUAGACCAUCAAGUGCUCAGUCUAACAGGUCUGAGAGUACAGCACUGAACAGUGUGGAGAAUGUGGUGAAACCGAGACCAAAGGUGAAUCCUUUUGGCGAUGCAAAGCCUCGGGAAGUAUUGCUCGAGGAACAAGGGAAAGAUUGGCGCAAGAUGGAUUCUGAACUCGAGCAUCGCAGGGUUGACAGGCCUGAAACAGAAGAAGAGAGAAUGUUGAAGGAAGAGAUUGAAGAAUUAAGGAAGAAACUCGAGAAGGAAGCAGCCAUCGCACCUGAGAGCAAGGAAUCUCAACCAGAAGCCGAAAAUAACAACCAUAAUCUACCGGAUCUUAUACGUGAGAAAGAAAAGGACCUGGACUUACUGAUCCGUGAGUUGGACGACAAAGUCAGGUUUAGGCCAAGAGCAGUCGAGAGACCUGGAUCCAGUGCAAGCAGAACUUCCUAUUCAGAAAGACCUCACUCACGGGCUGGAUCAAUUGAUGAGUCUAGGAAUGCCGAUUCCAUGGAAAGACCUCGAUCACGUGGCACAGGUGAUAAUUGGCCAAGACAAGUAGAUGAUCGAAGAAACUUCCAAGGAAGCAAGGAACGUGGAUUCUUCAGCAACAGAAACUUUGACAGGUCAUCGUCAUCACCAAGGCAAGGAUGGUAAAGAAGGAAACGAAGGAUGAAUGUGGAAUGAGAUUGGAGUUUGGUUGACACACCAUUCCCAGAUUUUGAAAAAGACAGAUAAGAGAGAAGCUUCAAUAAUAUUAAUAAGAAACAUUCAUCUCCUUUGGAAAAAAACCUAAUUUAGGGGGUUUUUUUUGUUUUUUGUUUUUUGUUUUUCAUUGGUUCAUCUUCGGAAUUGAAGCCUAAUGGUUUCUUCGUCUUGUUGUUUUUUUGGUCUUUUUUUGCUCGUGAAACGGCAUGGCGCAAGACUUGUGACAAUUGAUGUGUCUUCACAAUUUUGGAGACAGAGACUCUGUUCUGUUCUUCUUCUCUGUUUAAAAAAUUCUAUUUACAACACUACUGUUUCAGUUUCUGGUUGUGCGUCUUAUUGUUGUGAUCUUCUAUUCCAAAGUUGUGGAGAUUUGUGUCAUUUUGGUUGAAGUGAGAUUUCACA
Molecule: messenger RNA, 2225 nt
Organism: Camelina sativa (false flax)
Lineage: Eukaryota; Viridiplantae; Streptophyta; Magnoliopsida; Brassicales; Brassicaceae
Source: RefSeq, a predicted model, not a curated record